This is a messenger RNA of Zea mays, 5745 nucleotides long. Its product is annotated as protein FAR1-RELATED SEQUENCE 1-like. Lineage: Eukaryota; Viridiplantae; Streptophyta; Magnoliopsida; Poales; Poaceae. Gene Ontology annotation, biological process: regulation of DNA-templated transcription. The transcript is spliced from 8 exons. Bases 4358 to 5521 code for a protein of 387 amino acids. Gene Ontology annotation, molecular function: zinc ion binding. The record is from RefSeq and is a predicted model, not a curated record.
CUCGUCGGCUUAGGGACCCCCCUGUCUCGAAACGCCGACAAAAAUCAAGAUCUAUCUACUGGUAUAUAGAUUAUAGUUAAUUGAAACUUUUAUGGAUCUUAUUUAUAUUUUCUUACCAACUAUUACUCUUGAUACAUAUAUUUAUAAUUUGCACAAGACCCUGCGAAUGGUCAAGUUUACACCAAUUAUGUUGAUUAUGCCAAGUACUUUGAGUAAGUGUCAUGUCGCUAUAUACAUCUUAAUUUUAUAGUCAUAUGCUACUAGACGUACUAUUGCUAUAUUUAAAUACAUGAUAAUAAUUUUAUUACUGCAUUAUAUUGUCUUGUAUUUAUUGUGACCUCUUACCUUAUUAUAUUGUAAUGUCUUAUAAAUUAUUAUUUAUAUUAUGAUAGGUCAAAUUAUAUGGCUAGUUCUAUGCUUCAUAGUUUGAUGUAUGUUACUGUUUUAUACUCCCCCGAUGGGUAAAUGGGGACGGGGAUGGGGAAACAUUCCCCAUCCCCGUUCCCCAUACUCGUUAAACUUAUAUAUGGUGAUGUUUUCAUGUAAUAUAUAACAAUAAAAAUAAAUAAUUACAUUGUUAAUAGAUAACUCGUUGUACAAAUAUGUUUAUUUUGAUAUACACAUAAUAAGUUCUAAAUCUGACAAUGCAUAUAAGUGACAAUGUUUUGUAUUAAAAACAACGAAAGUAUGUCAUAAUUAUAAUUUAAGCGGGGACGGGGAUCUCCAAUGGGGAUUUAUCCCCGCGGGGAACGGGGAUGGGAAAGAAAUGCCCCCGCAAGAGUUCGUGGGGAUCCCCGCGGGGAAAUUUUUUUGUCGCGGGGACGGGUACAGGGAGCCAAAACCCGACGGGGAUGUCUCUGUUGCCAUCCCUAACCGUAUUGCAUAAAUAUCUACACCGUGUAGCAUAAUUGAUAUUAGUAUAUAUCAUAAAAUAUUUCUAACGAGCAUAGCUGCAUGGUUGUUAUAGAGAUCUUAUAUUUAUGGACGGAAUAAAGCAUUCAAAUCAGAUUUUUUUGUUUUCAUGCAUGCAUCGGUUAACGGAUACACUUCCUAAUUUCUCGCGAGUGCAAAUAAAAAUAAACUACGUGCAUGCAAGAAAUGGGACGCAUGCGUGAGGCGGGGGCUAGCGGUCUGGUACGGUAGUGCGGUGGGGUGGCUGGGGCUUUCUGUAUUUUAUUGGAAGGAUACGCUUUCUAAUUUCUCACGCAUGAAAAAUGAAAACAAAUUGCACGCAUGCAAAGAAUGUGACGCAUGCGGGAGGAGGCUAGGGGCCAGACUGGUCCAGUGGUGCAGGAGAGUGGCUGGAGCUUCCUAUAUCUUAUUGGAAGGAUACGCUUCCUAAUUCGUCGCGCGUGAAAAUUAAAACAAGCUAAGCGCAUACAAGGAAUGGGACGCAUGCGAGAGGGGGGCUAGCAACCAGGCUGGUCCGGUGGUGCGGGGGGUAGCUGGGGCUUUCUAUAUCUUAUUGAAAGCCCAGGGCUAUAUAUAUAUAAUGCGAUAUCUCACACCGUGUAAAUCCUUAACCCUUCCUCCUCCUACUAAUACUAGAGAAUGUUCUUGUAAAUUAUGGCCAAUACCAGGUAUAUAAGCAGUGAUUUCAAAUCCAGAGGUUAAUCGUACUUCGGCAACUUUACGUAAGGCAUAGUUGGUUUUUUGGGGGUUGAUAGUGAAAAAGUCGACAAAUAAGUCAUCCUUAGUGUCCCUCUACAGAACCGUACAUGAGAUUUUCACCUCGUACGACGGCUCCUCGUUCAAUUCUUUGGAAGGGAUCCUUUUCCUCGUUUGAGAGUCCUCGUCCUUCUUCCACUCCGUCCCGAAGACUAACUAAGACCAAUUGAGUCACAUUUUCAUGUUCUAAUUGAACACUUUCCAUUAUUUAUGACUAAAGGAGAAGAUUGUUCUUUUACCAAACAUAUGCGGAUCAAAUCACAUCUUAUAAUAAGAAGAGAUCUUUCUCGGUAUCAAUCCCUUGCCCCUCAUUCUUUGAGAAUCAGAAGGAUCUUUUUCGAGUUUCCAUUUCUUCAUUUUGAAUCUGGGCUCUUCUAUCUUCGACUUGUUUUUUGGUUUUGUUCUUUAUUUAUUCAUUUCUAUUUCCCCCUCUUCCUCUAUCCCUAUUCUCUAGCUACAACAUUUGCAUCAAUAGAGCACUUUUCCCUUUGUAUGAAUCGAUAUUAUUCCAAUUUCUUCCCGAAACUUCCCAAGAAAAACCCCGAAUUGGAUCCAAAAUUAACGGGUUAAUGUGAGCUUAUACAUGUGGUUAGGCACUCUUCAAAUAGGAAUCCAUCUUUAACUAACUAUAUAUAUAUAUAUAUAUAUAUAGGACAGGUGUAACGGGAGCCCUGGGCUUCGGAUAUUAAGGAGAGCCCAGGCCGUGGAGGGGGUCUAGUCCGCUCAGCCGUCAGCGCGUGGGUCUGAUGGAGAGGAGAUAGAGGACAUGCAGAACCAACGGCGCCGUGACGGGUGGAUUAAUGGAAAGGCGGGAAUCAUUUGGUAAUUGGCAGAAUUAUAGGAAUUAGAUUUCGCAUGCAAACGUGUGUAAUCUGAAACGUGGGCGCGGAAUUAAUGGAUCUUGCAUGGCGUUUAAUUGAGGCAGUUAAAGAUAAUAUCGAAUAAGAUGAUGAAUGGAUUGUCAUAAAAAGGUACGCUAUAAAUGUUGCAUAUAUAGUAUAUACAGAAUGGCGUAAAAUGUUGAGGCAUUGUGCGUAAGAAGUUGUAGUGUUGUUUUGUAUUGAAGUUAAACACCUACAAUAUCGGUACGGUUGCGGAAAUUAUGGAAAUACCCUGGAAACGUGGGUGCAGUUACUUGUUUAGAGUAUCAUCCGUGAUUUCCUUGCAUUCGAAAAAAAUAUCCGACUACUGGAGAACUAGUUGGCGAUGGAGAUGGCCGGCUCUGGACAAUCACCGGCGAUGGUAGGAGAUGGCGGUCAUCUUGGUCCAAACAGUGAGGGAGUUGUUGAUGGUAACUUAAUGGUUACACCGCCUCCUGCUCUACUGGGGCCUGUAAUCGACGCUUCAAGCAUAGGGAUGAAGGGCAUCAACGGAUUCGACCGCCAAUGUCCAACAUUAGCUCCAGGGAGAUGGAUACGCCUCAAAUACUGCAUUCACAUGUAAGUAUAAUUGUUUUUAUUAAUAAUUGAUUAGAUUGUUAUGAUCAUAUUCCGUGGUACAAACAACAAUGUCAAUGAAUUGCAGAAAAAAAACAUUGAUCCAAAUAUAGUGCCAACAAUAGGGAUGACUUUCAAGGAUGUUGAUGAUGCGUAUGAAUUCUAUAAAAGGUAUGCAUAUGAAGUUGGAUUUCCAUUGAAGAAAUACAGAGAGAAGACAUUCAGUAAGUGGAUAAAUUGUUCACGUGAAGGUAAAAGUGCACCAAAACCAAAUGAUACACCUAGGAUGAGGAAUAGGAAUUCGGGGCGUACGCAAUGUAAGGCCGAAAUGAAAUUAAAAAAUAUAUAUGAUGAUGAAAAAAAUGGUUGUAGCUGCAAAAAUUGAACUGGUGAAUUUAAAGCAUAACCAUGAGUUCAUAACUGACAAAGCAGAUAAACAACAUUUACGUUGCAACAAAAGUAGGGAUGCUGAGUUCAUAAAUUUUGUUGAUGCAAUGCAUGAUAGCCGAGUGCCGCAGCAUUGCAUAGUUGAUUUUAUAUCAGACAUGCAUGAUGGGCCAGAGAACGUACCGGUAACUGCUCAAGAUUUGAAAAACAUGAGGGCAGCAAGGAGACGAGAAAACUGCGCAAAUGAUGUAGCCAAACUUUUGGUUUUCUUUAUGGAAUGCAAGAAACAGAAUCCACAAUUUUUUUUGUGAUUUUUAGCUAGACAAUGAUGGGAAAAAUGUGAGUAUUUUUUGGUCACACACAAGUAUGCAGGGGGAAUAUGCAGAUUAUGGUGAUGCUAUGACAUUUGAUACAACACACAAGACAAAUAUAUAUGAUAAACCACUGGGCAUGUUUAUUGGAGCUAACAGCCAUCUGCAGUGUACAGUGUUUGGAUUUGUUUUGUUGGGAGAUUAAAUAGUUCAGACUUUUGAAUGGGCUUUCAAUUCAUUCCAAACAUGUAUGGGAUGCGAGGGUUCGAGAGUUAUGCUAACAGAUCAAGAUCCUGCAAAGCCAAUUGCUCUGAGAACUGUAUUUCCAAAAACAAUUCACAGACUAUGUUUAUGGCAUGUCCAGAACAGAUUUAUGCCAUUCUUAAAUGAAUUAUAUGCAAGGUUUGCUGAUAAGGAUUUUAAAACAACAUUCCAAUCUAUUAUACAUCAUCCAUUAACUCCUCAUAAGUUUGAAUGUGCCUUGGAAAUGAUGCUAGAGGAAUUCAAUCUUUAUGAAGAUAUGACUCUAUGCAAAUUAUAUGAAAUAAGGAAAGAAUGGAUACCAUCAUUUUUAAAAAUGACUUCUGUGGGGUAAUGGUGUCUACAAAACGAAGUGAGAGCAUGAACAGAUUAGUGAAGCAAUCACAUGUAGAUGUGAACACCCCUCUGCAUGAGUUCGCUAAACAAAUGAUGAAAAUGUUGCAUAGCAGGAAAAUGAAAGAAUCAAAGGAGGCAUUGAUGAGCAAGGGACCAAGGACAACAGAUACAUUGUAUAGGUUCGAAGUAAGAGUCUCUAGGGCAUACACCAGAGCUGUUAUGAAUAGAUUUGAGGAAUCAAUGAAAUACGUCACUGCAUACAGAAUAUUGAAGGACACAGACGAUUGUGAUAAAGAUUGGAUCGUACAACAUACAAAAAGAUCUAAUAAAAUUGUGUGGGGACAACAUCAAUUCAAGGUAACAAUGGACAUAGAAGCUGGGGAGUAUACAUGCGAGUGCAAACAGUGGGAACAUACAGGUCUAUUGUGUGUUCAUCUUUUAAGAGCUUUCAUGCAUCUACAAGUUGAAAAGAUACCUUCAAAGUAUAUAUUGCAAAGGUACACUGUCUCAUCAAGAAAAGAUAUAUCGUUUGAAAGAAUUGAUAAGAGCUUCAGGGGAAAGGAUGGAGUUACUAAAUCAUACAGACAGAAAAUGUUGCUAACGAAAACAAUGAAAGUUGUUCGCCAGGCGUGUAUGUCAAAAGUAGGGUACGACAAGGCAAUGGAUGUGUUGGAUGAGCUCGAUGGCGUUCUAUGCCGAUUAGAGCCAGGCAUUGGAUGUAAUGAGUCAUGUGAUGUUAGUGAUGAUGAGGAAAACCAGGAUGAUCAUAACACCAUGACUGGAUGUGAACAUGCGUUAGCAUUAAUAACAGCUGGUAACCAGGUGGACAACAUGAGAAUUUCACCUGAGGUUGGUGAUACAAGUUCUCCGUGUCACGUAGCACACGACCAAAUGGAACAGAUUGGUGCAUCCUCAGAAGCUAAGGAGAGGUUGAAUUUUAAUGUGGAUGUUAUAAAUCUGAGUAUGCCGGAUCGUGCAAGACCAAAAGGACGGACAAUAAAAAAUACAGAAGAUGGGAUUAUGAAACUAGGUGCCAAAGGAGAAAAAAAGAAGAAUAGGAGAUGCCAAUUGUGUGGAAUAGCAGAUGGACAUAACAGCAGAACGUGUCUGUCUGUGGAAUGAAACCUGGCCGGAUCAAGACUAAACAAUAAAACAACUGCUCCACAAUGGAAUGAAACCUCGACUGCUAAAAACAUCGUAUUGAUGAAGAAGUAGAAAAUAAAUAAACCGCUGAGCAUAUGGAAUUGGGUGAAUAAUUUGAAGUGUGACUAAAGAGAGGUUGAUGUAGUAUAAAUUUGUAAUAGCACAAUGACCUAUGUUUUAGUUGAGGAAAUUAAUAUUUUGCA